CCUGCGCAGUUCGGAGCUGCCAUGGAUUUCGCGGCCGGAUUUACUAUCUUAAUCACACUGCCGAUCUUUCUGCAGACGAACGGCCUUUAUAUCUCCAGUAGCAUAGAUUCCCUGCAGCAUGUUCUGGGGGACUAUGGAUUGGUGAAGCCCGUUCUUACUGAUGCAGAAGGCCGCUUUCUGUCCCAUGCGGUAUCGGUUGGUCCAGCAGAUGGGCAGUUCCGUAGGCGCUGGAGAAGAGAGGCGGCAUCGGCCGACCACGCCCACCAUGAGUCCGGAGGAGGCACGCCUGAGCGACUGUACUACAAUGUCACCGUCUUCGGCCGGGAGUUUCACCUGCGUCUGCAUCGCAACACGCGCCUGGUGGCCCCUGGAGCCAAGAUGGAGUGGCAGGAAUCCGACGGCACGCACUCCGAGCUUUUGAAGAGCGACUGCAUGUAUGUUGGUGACAUUACAGACAUACAGGGAGCCUCCGUAGCUAUUAGUAACUGCGACGGCCUGGCAGGGAUGAUCAGAACUGAGCAGGAGGAGUUUUUCAUUGAGCCAGUGGAAACGGGACAUCAUGUGAUUGAGCAGGAGGAAGAGGACGGUGGCCGUUCUCACAUUGUGUACCGUUCUGCUGCCGUGAAGAAGCCUCCUGUUAGCCCACUAGCUGCAGAUUUCCACUCCAAAG
This is a messenger RNA of Sinocyclocheilus rhinocerous, 670 nucleotides long. RefSeq names its product A disintegrin and metalloproteinase with thrombospondin motifs 3-like. The annotation marks the transcript as partial. The record is from RefSeq and is a predicted model, not a curated record. Lineage: Eukaryota; Metazoa; Chordata; Actinopteri; Cypriniformes; Cyprinidae. The transcript has 3 exons.